Molecule: messenger RNA, 1810 nt
Organism: Vidua chalybeata
Lineage: Eukaryota; Metazoa; Chordata; Aves; Passeriformes; Viduidae
Gene: MAP2K2
Product: mitogen-activated protein kinase kinase 2
Exons: 11
Coding region: 45-1241 (398 amino acids)
Biological process (GO): protein phosphorylation
Molecular function (GO): protein kinase activity; ATP binding
Source: RefSeq, a predicted model, not a curated record
CCGGCCGCGCCCCCCCGGCCCCGCAGGCGCGGCCCGGCCCGGCCAUGCCGGCCAAGAGGAAGCCGGUGCUGCCCGCCCUCAACAUCGCCCCCAGCGCCGCCGAGGGGCCCAGCCCCGACGGCUCCGCAGAGGCUAACCUGGUGGACCUGCAGAAGAAGCUGGAGGAGCUGGAGCUGGAUGAGCAGCAGAAGAAACGCCUGGAAGCUUUCCUGACGCAGAAAGCCAAAGUGGGGGAGCUGAAGGACGAUGACUUCGAGAGGAUCUCCGAGCUGGGCGCUGGCAACGGCGGGGUGGUCACCAAAGUGCAGCACAAACCCUCAGGGCUCGUUAUGGCACGGAAGCUGAUCCAUUUGGAAAUCAAGCCAGCCAUCAGGAACCAGAUCAUCCGGGAGCUGCAGGUGCUGCACGAGUGCAACUCCCCCUACAUCGUGGGGUUCUACGGAGCCUUCUACAGCGACGGGGAGAUCUCCAUCUGCAUGGAGCACAUGGAUGGUGGCUCUUUGGAUCAAGUGCUGAAAGAAGCCAAAAGAAUUCCUGAGGAAAUCCUGGGCAAAGUCAGUAUAGCGGUUCUGCGGGGCCUGGCCUAUCUGCGGGAGAAGCACCAAAUCAUGCACAGAGAUGUGAAACCCUCCAACAUCCUGGUGAAUUCCCGAGGGGAGAUUAAGCUCUGUGAUUUCGGGGUCAGCGGGCAGCUCAUUGACUCCAUGGCCAACUCCUUUGUGGGAACUCGGUCCUACAUGUCUCCCGAGCGCCUGCAGGGCACGCACUACUCGGUGCAGUCGGACAUCUGGAGCAUGGGGCUGUCCCUAGUGGAGCUGUCGAUCGGAAGGUACCCAAUCCCCCCGCCAGACUCCAAGGAACUGGAAGCAAUUUUUGGCCGUCCUGUGGUGGACGGGGCGGAGGGAGAGUCCCCCAGCAUCUCGCCGCGGGCCAGGCCCCCAGGACGCCCCGUCAGUGGCCACGGGAUGGACACCAGGCCUGCCAUGGCCAUCUUUGAGCUGCUGGAUUACAUCGUUAACGAGCCGCCUCCCAAGCUGCCAAGUGGAGUCUUCACACAAGAUUUCCAGGAGUUUGUAAAUAAAUGCUUAAUUAAAAACCCAGCAGAACGAGCAGAUCUGAAGAUGCUGAUGAGCCACACGUUCAUCAAGCGCUCCGAGGUGGAGGAGGUGGAUUUCGCGGGCUGGCUGUGCCGGACACUGCGGCUGAACCAGCCCAGCACUCCCACCCGAGCUGCCAUGUGAGCCCGGCCCGGCACUCCUGCCUCUGGCACCGCUUCCUCUCCUCCCUCCACGGCAGAACUGCCCCUCCUUCCUCCCUCCCAGCCCGCCGAGCCCCAGCGCCAAAGCUCCGGCCCCCAAAGCUCCGGCCCCGGGGGCGGCUCCAUCCUCCGGGGCUGCCCGGUGGGGUCGGUCCCUUCAGAUGUGGGGGUGUUCCAGGCCUCUGCUCCAGCUCUGGAGCUCCUGACACUUGGGAUUUGUGGUGCUGCUUAUGUUGGUUUUUCUUUAUUUUCGGUUUAUUUUUGUUUUGGUUCGGGGUUUUUUUGGGUUUUUUUUUUUUUUUUUGGAAAUGUGUUCACUCGGGUUAAAAAGGAAGGGGGUGUGAGGUGGGGAGGGGAUGAGGGGCAGCUGAUGCUUCACCUCAUCCCUGGUUUUCUCUCUGGCAUGGAGAAUCAGUGGGGUGAGGAAUGGAGAAGCCCUGCCGGGGGUGGCCCAGAGCAGUGUCACUGUCCUGCCUGGGGACACCGCUGGGCUCUGGGCAGAGCAGAGAUCGCUGAUUGCCUGCCUGGAUUUUAAACGGUUCUUUUGAAGCC